GCCUUGCCGCCGGGCCUGAGGGCCGCCGGGCCCCCGCCGCCGAGCUGCAGCUCGUGUUUCUGGUCCAAGUAGAAAAAUCCUGUGAGAAGCACUGGUGGUAGAAAGGCUGGAUGAUCCCCACCAUUUUAAGUCAUACAAGAAGAUGCUGCAGUGUUGAACGCAUUGAACAUGCUGGAACCAAGUCUGUACCAGAAGCAGCUUUUGAAGGACGCACGCAUACACUGAAAAAUUGACUGAAUGGAAGGUUAAGGUACCAAUGUUGUACUAGUCUUGUUCCUCUACUUCGAGUCAGUAUGUCGAAGAAGUCGGAGGCUCCGCUUUCCUUGUCUGACUGCCUCUGCCAAAUUUGCAUGGAGAUCUUCGUGGAGCCCGUGACGCUGCCGUGCAACCAUACCCUCUGUAAUUCUUGUUUCCAGCUGACAGUUGAAAAGGCCAGUCUUUGUUGCCCUUUUUGUCGGCGUCGAGUCUCUUCCUGGGCACGAUAUAAUGCCCGCAGAAAUACUCUUAUCAACUGGGAACUCUGGGAAAAGAUUCAGAAGAAGUACCCGAAGGAGUGUGAGCGUAGGAUUAACGGACAGGAUUUGGAAGAGGAAAUCUGUGUCCCCCAUCCGCAACACCAGCUGAGCAAGCCUGGGGAACUGAGGCAGGAAUAUGAAGCGGAGAUUAGCAAGGUGGAGGCAGAAAGGCGAGCGCAUGAACAGGAGGAGAACAAGGCAAGUGAGGAAUACAUUCAACGGCUUCUAGCAGAAGAGGAGGAGGAACACAGAUUGGCAGAGGAGAGACGGAGGGAGAUGGAGAAACAGCUGAAGCAGGAUGAAGAGUUGGCCUGGCAGCUGAGUAACAGUCUGAAUGACGGUGCCAAAGGACAUGUGCUCAGCAGUCCUUCACCAGCAGGCAGUCUCUCAACUGAAACAUCCCCAGCUAAUUUGUGCAAGAUGAAGAACAAACCAAGCAACUCUGGAGACAUUCAGAAGUACCUGUCUCCAAAGCUUCAUCAUACAUUGGGAUCAGCAUCAUUCUCUAGAACAACAGAAAGAUGCAGGAGUGACUCUGGCUCUGUGGAGACCAAUAGCAAUGAAGGCAGCAGUUCUGCGUGGCAAGACGAGCAAGAAGAAAUGCCAACGCUGUCUCCACAGCUGACCAGUGUGACUAAAGAUUCCAGUGCUAAGGAUUCGUUUUUGGAAUCAUGCAUGAACUAUUUCAGUGAGUCAGCUUCAGGGGAAACCGCUGCUGUAAAGCAGGAAAAAACACCAGGACCAAAUUGUCUAGGAGACGAAGUUCCGGAUGCACUUCAUGGAGUCGCAAAAGGGGAAGGGUCUAGAACAGUUCUUCAUAGAUCCAAAGGAGAAGAUGAUGGAAUUGAGUCAGACAGUGGCAGUUUAACACAUGUAGAAAGCAUAAACCUUGAAAAUUCUGCUGAAACUUGUAGCUGUAUUCAGUCAGCAACAAAUUCUGUGAUGUCUGACAGCAAAAGUGUAAUAUGUGAUCUCAUGAAGGUGGCUAGACACUCAGAUGAAGAGAAACCAGAGAGACUGCAGAACACUAAGGAGACUCCAAAAAGAAAGUCGCUGGAGCCACCAGCUGAAGCAGUGGUUGACUUGUGUGUGCUUGGUAAGAGGAGAAGAACUUUUCCGGAAAGUUUAGAGGAUCAAGGGGAGCAGAUAAAUGAUUUUAACUUGCAAAUGCAGAAAGCCUUUGAGCAGGAGUUCUAUGAAAGGCGUAUGCAAGAGGAGCAGGACAGGCUUCUGGCUCUGCAGCUUCAAAAACAGAUCAACAAGGAGGAAAGGACACUUAAUCGACAAAAGGGCUCUCCAGAUGAAUAUCUUCUUCGCACCAAAGCACCUCAGUCUGUGAAAGACUCUCCUGCUAGAAAGGGAAGUUCUAAGAUGGCAAAAGAGUCAAAGGUACCAAAAAAACAGGCUGAAACAAAUCACCGCAAGACUCGGAAAGGUUCUUGCAAUGAAAACUGGCAGUCCCCUACCAGAGUCCGAAUGAAAUCGCCCAGCAUCAAGGGAGGAAAAGUUUUGAAUUGUGUGGUUAAUACCAGUGAUGCAAACGAUAUUUGUUCACUACCUAAGAAUAAGCAAAAGACGAUCCUUCAGAUGUUUAAAAGCUCUGUGGCGGAGUAGAUCAACAGAACCACAGACACAUGGUGGAAUGAGAAUUAAAACCCUGGUAAUGCUUUCUCCUGUGUUAGGCAAAGCUUCCUGUAAACAGUUUUAAAGUUGGUUUUGAGGGGGAUCACUUUGGGCCACAAAGUGUUACGUAUUCUGAGAAGUUUUAAUAACGUACGCCCCCAGACUUUAAAAAAUUUUAAUUGGUCUUUUCUUGACUACAGCUUAUUUUCUAGCACUUGCAUUUACCUAAUUUUGAAUGUGGAUACUGUUAGUGUUUAAAAACAAAAGUAACUGAUGGUCUUAUCUUAAAAGGAGAAUUUGGAGCCUUUUACGGAAAGGGUGCACGUUCCACAGAGGAAACAAGUAAAAAAAUGAGUUUGUGUUUCCAGUUGUCUGCCAACUGCAAGGUUGAGGCUUCACUUGGCACAACCACUGUUCUGUUAAAUUGAAGCAUGUUACGGGAAUUUAGGCUAUUUGUUGAAUUGCAUUGUUCGCACGACAGUUAACGCGAGGAUAACUAGACAGCCAGUCUUGCAGACACAUGCUUUCCCUCUCAUAUACUAACCCCUUUCUUAGACAAAGAGGGGAAAAACAGGUCAUUCUCCCACUGCCAAAGCCAAGGAUCUUUCAUAGAUGCCAAUAGUGUAAGUGGUUGUGGGCUUGUAUUUACCUCUGUUCAUAGAGGUCACUUCUGCAUAUCUGACUCUCACUGUUGUUAGGAAAAAGAUACUUUUGUUUUCUCAUUGCUAGCAUUCUGCAACUUUAUUCUUGUACGAUAUUACCACCUAUAUUACUGCUAUUUAAUUUUCAUACUCAGACUGGUUUGAGUCUGAUUAAAAACACGUCAUAUUAAAAAAAAUAGUCCAGAGGACAGUUAUGAUGGAGAAAGUUAAACCAAAAGGGGGAAAAGCAACUGAAAACUGGAGUUGUCAGAAAUGACAUAACUGUAGUUAAAGAUUCACAUGCCUGGCUGUAACUGUUCCCCCCCCCCCCAUUUUUAGAGGGACUACCAAACACUGUCUUCCAGUUGGGUGUAAAACGAAUUUCAUUCAAAAGAAUUACAAUUUAGACAUGUGGGGAGGCUGAGGCCUGUAGGAAGUUGAGGCUGGUGAAGAGCUGACCGGCUGCUACGCAGCAGAGGAGGUAAUUCUUGCUAGAUUGUUUUAUCUGUUGCUAUUGUGAAACCAUCUUUUGGCCUUUCUUUGCUUGUAAUGAGAUACUUUUCCACUGUACACGUCUGAAAGAGAGCAGAGCACUGAUCUACGUUGCUGACGUGUGUGUGCUAAUCACCAAAGUUAGCAAAUGUUUUAAACGUGUACUUUUUGUGAACCUCAUUGAUGAUCUGUAGACUUUAACUCGGUUCCGGGAAAUUUGUAACAAAAUACUUCAAAGCAAUAUCUUCUGAUGUUUUAAGUUUUAAAAAACAAAACCUGACAUUUUACUGAAUGCGAAUGUUUGUUUUUUGGGUUUUUUUCUUUGCCUGCAUGUCUCUAGUAAUGGUGGGUUUCUCAUAAAUAAAUGAUCUAUUCUAAGAUGCUUUUUGAGAAAGUUACAACAGGUGACCAGUUGCAAAUCAUUCACUUUUCCUCUUGCUGCCUCGACCAUUGUGCUGGAAGCCUUCCUUCAAUAUAGAUCUGUUUCCGUUUAAUCCUUACCUUUGUUCGGGUUGUUUUCUGUCUUACCUAUGCAGUCAAAUAGAAUCCUUCAUUAAUUAAAGUGUUCUUUAAGGCA
This is a messenger RNA of Gymnogyps californianus (California condor), 3848 nucleotides long. RefSeq names its product ring finger protein 168 (gene RNF168). Gene Ontology annotation, cellular component: nucleus; site of double-strand break. The record is from RefSeq and is a predicted model, not a curated record. The transcript has 9 exons. Gene Ontology annotation, biological process: protein ubiquitination; double-strand break repair. The coding region runs from base 294 to 2129 and encodes 611 amino acids. Lineage: Eukaryota; Metazoa; Chordata; Aves; Accipitriformes; Cathartidae. Gene Ontology annotation, molecular function: nucleosome binding; metal ion binding; ubiquitin-protein transferase activity.